Molecule: messenger RNA, 1623 nt
Organism: Anthostomella pinea
Lineage: Eukaryota; Fungi; Ascomycota; Sordariomycetes; Xylariales; Xylariaceae
Source: the annotation of a GenBank genome assembly
AUGGAUGCCUUGUUAAGUCCAACGCGACUAUUGACACUGUCGCCAGACAACGACCUUGCUCAGGAUGUUGUGGCUAAGUGUGCUUCAAUUAUCAUGGCCGACUCCGACAGCCAUAAACAUCACCGCCAGUUCCUCGAGAGUAUUGAAAGCGAAGCAAAUACGGACGCCGAGGAGAUAGCAGCGGUUCCCCUGGGAUCUGCAAUAGGUCAGAUUCCCAUAUCUGGCGCUAAUAAAGAACGGCACCGCUUUGUUCUCGACCUCUCCCAAGAACGGACUGGGCCGUUCCGCAGCUGGGUCAUCGGGCGCGGGUCGAGCAAGCUAAAGGAUAGAAACGUCGACAUCCUCGUCAAAGCCAGCAAAGCAAUACUCCCGGCGCCGGUGGUGGCUCUGAUCUGGGUCGAAGGGCAGUCCGGGGCCUUCAUACUCAAGGCCGUGUCUCCAAACUGUCCCAUCCAGUACUUGUCUGGACUAGGUUCUGGUGGAGACUUGACCCUUCAACGGGGUGACCAGUGUGUGUUAUGGAUGAAGCGCAACCGAUUACGAUUCGGGCUUAGGCAACUCGAUUUCGUGCUUGACGUUGCCAUCGAACACGAAGCCCGCUAUACUGUCAAUCGCGCCCAGUAUUUUUCACAGGGAGACGGACUUCUGCCAAAUGUUCAUCUCGACGUGGUUCCGAAAGACGAGCACCAACGCACGAACAACUAUAUCAUCCACCGGAAGAUACUCGCAGCGGGCUCCUUCGGCCGCAUCAGUGUGGGCGUGAACGCUACUAAUGGGCUACCUGUCGCCAUCAAGGUAGCCCAUAGCAAGCGAUUGGCAGAUACCCAGGACCUGAAAAACGAGAUUCGUAUUGCCGGCUUACUGUCACCACACCCUAACAUCGUGCCUUUCUUAGAUACGUGGUGUAGCCACGGCGACUCGCCACCAUGCUCUGCUUAUCCUCUCGAUGAUUAUUAUAUGGCAAUGCCAUUGGCCGAACAAAGUUUCGAAAGCUUCUUCACUUCCUAUCGAGACACGCGAUUGCGCCUUAAACUCUUCCAAGACGUGACAAAGGGCCUGGCCCAUAUUCAUUCCCGCGGCGUUAUGCACCGGGAUAUUUCGCCUAAGAACUUGCUUGUCACGCUGGAAAGACCCGGUAUAAGCGCCUCGUCUUGGAUAGCUUUGAUUUGCGACUUUGGCAAGGCCAUCCAGGCUACUGGUCAUCACGCGACUGGAAUCGGACCUAUCCACACCGUGGCACCGGAGGUCUGGAACUUUCAGCCUGGAGUGCCGCGAGGCCAGGGCUACCAGUAUACCAGUGCGAUCGACGUGUGGUCCCUGGGCUAUGCUCAUCUUUAUAUCCUCCGGCAACCCAAGCCACUCGAGAAGACCGAUCGCAAGCGCCAUAGCAUGCUUAUGCAGAUUUUGGACGACCUCUGCACAGAAGACCACAUUGAGCAUGAUGAAAAGUCCCAUGUCCAAAACUUAUUGUCGAUGGAACCUGGGUUGAGACCGACAGCACAGGCGGCACUGGCGCAUCCUAUGUGGGAGACAUCAGAAUGGCCGGCGCCCCCGCGAUUGAGCCUAGGGAGUCAGCAAUCGCAAGAAAGUGAUGGCGCUAUAUUAGAUACGGAGCCUUUCUAA